Molecule: messenger RNA, 924 nt
Organism: Phytophthora sojae
Lineage: Eukaryota; Oomycota; Peronosporomycetes; Peronosporales; Peronosporaceae
Exons: 1
Coding region: 1-924 (307 amino acids)
Source: RefSeq, a predicted model, not a curated record
AUGUGGACUUCUGUCACGCAGGAGCAGAUCGACCGCUUAGCACUCGAAGCCUUCUUGCCGGUGGUGCUGCUGCUCAACUACACUCUUCUGAUGUACCUGGCGGUGUUCUACUGGACACGGCGACGGGAGCGGCGAGUUGCGUUGCUGUUGUUCGUCGGGACUCUGGGCACUGUCGCGGUAAUUCCAUUCGCGCGGCCAGAUCCAGGGUUCGUGGAGACUGUGAACGACAUCUCGGAGGCGUGCUGCGUGUUGACCUUCCUACUGCAGAUCACCAUCAUCGGCUACGACCUCAACAAGAAGUUCAAAAUGCGCUCCGUCAUGUUUCUCACGUACGCAGCGGAGGUGCUGAUCAUGGCCGACCUGGUAUCAAUCCUGCUCUCGUUCGUAGUACUGGUCAGCCCCGCAGUCAUGUCCGAAAGCACAGGGCAAGAGAUCUCCAACGUUGCUGAGAAUGCGAACUUGGCGUUCAUCUUCAUCUUCCGCUUCUACUACAUUGGAAUAUCGCGCGGAUGGCGGAGUAUCUGGAAGACGCGGAAGUUCGAGGCUUGCUGCUAUCUGCUCUUCGCUACGCACGAAAUGCCGUUUGACUUGUUGUCUAGCGCUAGCGGCCUCAAUUGGGAGUUCGCGCAGGCUAUUUGGCAUCGCACUACCCUCACAGUCUGCUUGCUUAUAACGGCGCGAACCAAGAUCAAACAGUUUUCAGUUGCGACGGCUACGUACCACACCAACGUCAGCUCCGGCAACAGCGGCAGGGAGAAACGGAAAACCGACAAUAGUCUCGCGGAGACUGCGAAUGUGCGACGGAAGAUCUCGGGCUUCCUCCAGAAAUCGGUCGGUCGGUCAGGGAGAUCGGGUGGCCGACGCACCUCGGGGCCUCAAAUCCAUGUAUCUGUCGCCGCCAUGAAGCAGGUUGGCGAAUCGUAG